Blepharisma stoltei is the source of this 243-nucleotide messenger RNA. The record is from the annotation of a GenBank genome assembly. Lineage: Eukaryota; Ciliophora; Heterotrichea; Heterotrichida; Blepharismidae.
AUGGGUGAUGAUAAAUGCAAAGAGCUUCGUGCAGCAUAUGACCAAUGUUUUCAAAUAUGACUGGAUACUGAAUAUUUCGCUGGAAAAGUCAAAGGGCCAAUGGUUCCUUGCGAAGAGCAGCUAAAAGUGUAUCAUGAGUGCCUCAAGACAGAUAAACACAGAGGAAAAUUCCUGAUAGACUUAGAAAAGUAUAAGCAAGAAUACCCAAUGCAUGAAGCAGCCCCUACGUCACAAAAUAAAUAA